AUGAAAGCGUAUUUAGACCUUCUACAACAUAUCCUAGACGAUGGCGGUGACAAAGGUGAUCGUACUGGUACAGGUACUCGUUCUGUAUUUGGUCAUCAAAUGCGUUUUGACUUGUCAAAAGGGUUUCCGCUACUGACCACUAAAAAAGUUCAUUUCCGCUCAAUUGUGAUUGAACUGCUGUGGUUCCUAAAAGGCGACACCAACGUUCAAUAUUUAAAAGACAAUAAAGUUUCGAUCUGGGAUGAAUGGUCUACCGCUGAACAGACUGCCCGUUUUGGACGCCCUGAGGGUGAAUUGGGCCCAGUCUAUGGUCAUCAAUGGCGUAACUUUGGCGCAACGCAAAAAGACAAUGGUUUGUUUGAAAAUGAUGGUUUUGACCAAAUCAGUUGGUUGGUCAAUGAAAUCAAGACCAAUCCAAACUCACGUCGUUUGAUUGUGUCUGGCUGGAACCCAAAUGAAGCAGGUAAAGUUGCCUUACCGCCAUGCCACACUUUAUUCCAAUUUUUUGUUCAGGAUGGAAAGUUGUCUUGCCAACUUUAUCAACGUAGUGCAGAUGUUUUCUUAGGGGUGCCAUUUAAUAUUGCCAGCUAUGCUCUACUGACUCAUAUGGUUGCUCAAGUUUGUGGUUUAGGCGUAGGUGAUUUUGUCUGGACUGGCGGUGAUACACAUUUAUAUGUUAACCAUUUUGAACAAGCAAAACUUCAGUUAACACGUUAUGAAUCACAUCCUGCAAUUAAAGCACCUGUAGCUGUUUAA
Molecule: messenger RNA, 756 nt
Organism: Oppiella nova
Lineage: Eukaryota; Metazoa; Arthropoda; Arachnida; Sarcoptiformes; Oppiidae
Source: the annotation of a GenBank genome assembly